UCACCUGCAGCCCGCGCCAUGGGGCAGCCCGGGAACCGCAGCGUCUUCUUGCUGGCUCCCAACGGCAGCCACGCGCCGGACCAAGGCGUGGCGCAGGAACGGGACCAGGCGUGGGUGGUGGGCAUGGGCAUCGUCAUGUCGCUGAUCGUGCUGGCCAUCGUGUUCGGGAACGUGCUGGUCAUCACAGCCAUUGCCAAGUUCGAGCGUCUGCAGACGGUCACCAACUACUUCAUCACCUCCCUGGCCUGCGCGGACCUGGUCAUGGGCCUGGCGGUGGUGCCCUUCGGGGCCAGCCACAUCCUCAUGAAAAUGUGGACUUUUGGCAACUUCUGGUGCGAGUUCUGGACUUCCAUCGACGUGCUGUGCGUCACGGCCAGCAUCGAGACCCUGUGCGUGAUCGCGGUGGACCGCUACUUCGCCAUCACGUCGCCCUUCAAGUACCAGAGCCUGCUGACCAAGAACAAGGCCCGGGUGGUCAUUCUGCUGGUGUGGAUCGUGUCAGGCCUCACCUCCUUCCUGCCCAUCCAGAUGCACUGGUACCGGGCCACCCACCAAGAGGCCAUCAAGUGCUACGCCAAAGAGACCUGCUGCGACUUCUUCACGAACCAAGCUUACGCCAUCGCCUCCUCCAUCGUUUCCUUCUACCUGCCCCUGGUGGUCAUGGUCUUCGUCUACUCCAGGGUCUUCCAGGUGGCCAAACGGCAACUCCAAAGGAUCGACAAAUUCGAGGGCCGCUUCCACGCCCAGAACCUCAGCCAGAUGGAGCAGGACGGGAGGAGCGGACAUGGGCACCGCAGGUCCUCCAAGUUCUGCUUGAAGGAGCACAAAGCCCUCAAGACUCUAGGCAUCAUCAUGGGCACGUUCACCCUGUGCUGGCUGCCUUUCUUCAUUGUCAACGUCGUGCACGUGGUCCAGGAUAACCUCAUCCCCAAGGAAAUUUACACCCUUCUGAACUGGGUGGGCUACGUCAACUCUGCUUUCAACCCCCUCAUCUACUGCCGGAGCCCGGAUUUCAGGAUCGCCUUCCAGGAGCUCCUGUGCCUGCGCAGGUCUUCUCUGAAGGCCUAUGGGAAUGGCUACUCCAACAGCAACGACAAGUCUGACUACACGGGGGAGCAGAGUGGAUGUCACCUGGCGCAGGAGAAAGACAGCAAGCUGCUGAGCGAGGAUGCCCCCGGCAGGGAAGACUUGGUGAGCCGGCAAGGUACUGUGCCUAAAGAUAGCGUUGAUUCACGAGGGAGGAAUUGUAGCACACACGACUCGCUGCUCUAACGCGGUCUCUGUACUUUUUAAGGCCCCCUUCCCCGGCAAGACACUAAACAGACUAUUUAACUUGAGUGUAAUAAAUCUAGAAUAAAACUGUAUAGAGAUGCGUGGGAGGAAGACCAUCCUCCUGCCCUUUUUUAUUUUUGUAAGCUGUAAAAAAGAGAAAACGUAUUGGAGUGAUUGUUCGUGUACAGUGCGGUUCCUCUUUGCGUGGAACUUGUCAGUUUUCGUCUGAAGGGCUUCAGUCCCAGAGGACCUGGGGCUGCUGUGUUUUGAUGACUUGUCUGCGUAUCUACCUCAUCGGUCAAGUAUUAGGGGUGAUCUAUUGCUGCUGGUAAUUUGUAUCUGAAGGAGACCUGCCUUCCUGCACCCUUGGAAUAGAGGAUCCGGAGUAUGUCAGACCUUACAGCUGUGAACCUGGUCUCUCCCGGCUCCUCUUAUUUGCUGAAACAGGGUGUUGUAGGCAGUGAUUUCAGGGGUAGCUUCAGUUGUUUUCCUGAGCAAAGUCUAAAGUUUACAGUAAAUAAAUUGUUUGACCAUGACUUCAUUGCA
Miniopterus natalensis is the source of this 1818-nucleotide messenger RNA. RefSeq names its product adrenoceptor beta 2 (gene ADRB2). Lineage: Eukaryota; Metazoa; Chordata; Mammalia; Chiroptera; Miniopteridae. Gene Ontology annotation, cellular component: plasma membrane. The record is from RefSeq and is a predicted model, not a curated record. Gene Ontology annotation, biological process: norepinephrine-epinephrine-mediated vasodilation involved in regulation of systemic arterial blood pressure; positive regulation of MAPK cascade; regulation of smooth muscle contraction. Gene Ontology annotation, molecular function: norepinephrine binding; beta2-adrenergic receptor activity.